This is a messenger RNA of Cavia porcellus (domestic guinea pig), 1819 nucleotides long. It is a transcript of the gene Tubb3, whose product is annotated as tubulin beta 3 class III. Gene Ontology annotation, biological process: microtubule cytoskeleton organization; axon guidance; mitotic cell cycle. NCBI's taxonomy places the organism in Eukaryota, Metazoa, Chordata, Mammalia, Rodentia, Caviidae. Gene Ontology annotation, molecular function: GTPase activity; structural constituent of cytoskeleton; GTP binding. The record is from RefSeq and is a predicted model, not a curated record. Gene Ontology annotation, cellular component: microtubule; cytoplasm. The transcript is spliced from 4 exons. The coding region runs from base 130 to 1482 and encodes 450 amino acids.
CGAGGGCGGGACCGAGACUCUGCGACGGGGGCCGCAUUGGCCGCGCGCGGCCGCCGGGGCGGGGACGCCGCUAUAAAAGCGCGCGCCUGGGUGUUCGGAUUCUCCGCAGCAUCCGAGCCCGCAGCAAUCAUGAGGGAGAUCGUGCACAUCCAGGCCGGCCAGUGCGGCAACCAGAUCGGGGCCAAGUUCUGGGAGGUCAUCAGUGAUGAGCAUGGCAUAGACCCCAGUGGCAAUUAUGUGGGGGACUCAGACCUGCAGCUGGAGCGCAUUAGUGUCUACUACAACGAGGCCUCCUCUCACAAGUAUGUUCCUCGGGCCAUCCUGGUGGAUCUGGAGCCCGGGACCAUGGACAGUGUCCGGUCUGGUGCAUUUGGGCAUCUCUUCCGGCCAGACAACUUCAUCUUUGGUCAAAGUGGUGCUGGCAACAACUGGGCCAAGGGUCACUAUACAGAGGGGGCAGAGCUGGUGGACUCAGUCCUGGAUGUCGUGCGGAAGGAAUGUGAGAACUGCGACUGCUUGCAGGGCUUCCAGCUGACCCACUCACUGGGCGGGGGCACCGGCUCAGGUAUGGGCACCCUGCUCAUCAGCAAGGUGCGUGAGGAGUACCCCGACCGCAUCAUGAACACCUUUAGUGUGGUGCCCUCACCCAAGGUGUCAGAUACCGUGGUCGAACCCUACAAUGCCACGCUGUCCAUCCACCAGCUGGUGGAGAACACUGAUGAGACCUACUGCAUCGACAAUGAGGCACUAUACGAUAUCUGCUUCCGUACCCUCAAGCUGGCCACACCCACCUACGGGGACCUCAACCACUUGGUGUCAGCUACCAUGAGUGGAGUCACCACCUCCCUCCGUUUCCCAGGCCAGCUCAAUGCUGACCUGCGAAAGCUGGCUGUGAACAUGGUACCCUUCCCACGCCUGCAUUUCUUCAUGCCUGGCUUUGCCCCACUCACUGCCCGGGGCAGCCAGCAGUACCGCGCCCUGACCGUGCCUGAGCUCACCCAGCAGAUGUUCGAUGCCAAGAACAUGAUGGCUGCCUGCGACCCGCGCCAUGGCCGUUACCUGACGGUGGCUACGGUCUUCCGAGGCCGUAUGUCCAUGAAGGAGGUGGAUGAGCAGAUGCUGGCCAUCCAGAGCAAGAAUAGCAGCUACUUUGUGGAGUGGAUCCCCAAUAAUGUCAAGGUGGCUGUAUGUGACAUCCCGCCUCGAGGGCUCAAGAUGUCUUCCACCUUCAUUGGCAACAGCACCGCCAUCCAGGAGCUGUUCAAGCGCAUCUCGGAACAGUUCACGGCCAUGUUCCGGCGCAAGGCCUUCCUGCACUGGUACACGGGUGAGGGCAUGGAUGAGAUGGAGUUCACUGAGGCCGAGAGCAACAUGAACGACCUGGUGUCUGAAUACCAGCAGUACCAGGACGCUACCGCUGAGGAAGAGGGUGAGAUGUAUGAAGACGACGAGGAGGAAUCCGAGGCCCAAGGCCCCAAGUGAAGCCACUCACAGCUGGAGUGCAGGGCCACACAGCAGCCAGGGCCAAGACAAGUAGCGUCUGCCCCAGAGCCAUCUAGCUACUGACACUGCCCCCAGCUUUGCUUCUCACCAGCUUGUCCCAGCAUCCCAGGGCUCCCGAGUUAGGGUCCUCAGUAUUUAUGGCUAUCCCACCCACAAGUCCAUGGCUCAGUCCUCCCCAUAUAGGCCACCUCUGUUUCCUGUUGCUCUUGGGCUCUUUGUUUUAUUGUGUUUCCAGGCCUGAUGUUUUAUGGUUUGUUUUUUACUGGUUGUGUUUAUAUAUUUUGGGGGGAUACUUAAUAAAUCUAUUGCUGUCAGA